AUGUCUGAUGAGUCAAAUGAUUCGAAUGACCAUUCAGGGAGUACAUCCGAGUACUUUCCAGAUUACACUAAAGAUAAAUAUAAAAGCCGGGACUCUUUUUUACUCGAGAAUAUAACUGGAGAUAAUGAUUAUCCUAUCGAGGAAUCUGCAAAUAGACCUUAUUCAGGUGUAGGAGCUGAAUCAGCAUUUACUACUUACCUGCAAGAUAAGCGAUACUCUGAUAUUUUGAGCUCUUAUUCAGAGGGCGAUAUGGAAGCCAGCAUGGGGAAACUCGGUGAUCUGAGGAGCAAACCAUCAAUAAUCCAUAAUUCAAAUAAUGAUUCUGGAUCAGGACCACGUUCUAUUUAUUUUUCAGCAUCUUCUGAUAAUAACAGUAAAUCUCAUAAUGUAAGUAGUGAUUCUAGUAUAGAUAUAACUACUAGAGCUAAGAAGACAUCAUGGGGGAGAAGUAGUACCGGUACGGUAUCAACAUCUAUGUUAUUGAAUUUUGAAAAGAGUGACAGUACAGCAGAUCGUAGUAGUAGUCAAAAUAAUUCUAGUGGUACUCCUGCUUCUCCGAAUUCAUAUAAGAGGACAUCAUCGUUUUACCCACCUGUUACUGAAGAAAACAGUACAUAUAAUUCUAAAAGAAUGGUGAAAUACAUAUAUGAUAAGAGUCGCAAUUCUGUUAACAGCAGAUCCAAUGCUUCAGUAAACACAGGUACCUUAUUUGUAGGUAAUAGGGAUAAUCACAAUCCUGAUAUAGAGGAUGCGGUAAAACAGUUACAAUCUGAGAUGGGUGUUGAGAAUCCUACUCCUAAUCCAUUUGUAAAUAAUCCAUUUUCGCCAACUGAAUAUAAAAUCAAAAAGAGAGUUUCUAUAACCGGAACUGAUUCAGCGAAUUCAUCUAUAAGAUCACAGAGAUUACGACAUGGGAAGUCACUAAUAGGUGAUCGUUUAAUAUCAGAUGGAUGUAUCGAAUCUGUAAAUGUACAACCUAGUGCAACGAUACCUGCCUUAAGAUCAUUUAGUGUUUCCAAUGCCUAUAAUGCCACACCACCAAUAAAAUUUUCUAACUCUCAAACUGAAUUAUUAUCAGACUCUAAUGACAUAAAUACAAAACAACUACAAUCACGACUCCAAAGGACGAAAAAAGAGAAUACAACUCAAGAAACGAAUACCAAUGUUCUUCCGGUAAACGAGAGUUUCACUAAUAGACAAUCUAAGAUAAAUGUAAAUUCAACUACAAAUAAAGAUAUUCCUCAUAAACCAGAAACUGCAUUUGUGGGAUACAACGUAGAACAGUUCAGUGACAAUCAAAUUGAUACGUUAGUGAGCAAUAUGAAUAACUUCAGGAAUAUGCGGUUUGAUAGACAUGAUAAAUACAAAGGUGAAGAAUUUGGAAUACCUGAUCAGCGAAUCAGUAGUAGUUCCAUCUCUUCAUUUGAUUCUGAAAACGCCGGAUUUCGAGAUAUAUACAGCAUCGGUAGAUUAUUUCUUUUAUUGCUUAUCUGCAUUGUACUUCCUCCUUUAUUCUUUAUGAUAUAUGUUGGUAAAAGAGCCGGUGUCUCUGACUAUAGGUUAAUGAGAUUGAUUAUGAAUUCUAAACAUAGAAUAGGUUUAUUGAAGGGGUACGUCUGGGACAUCGACGUCGCAUGGAUAAGGACUACAAGUCUCGUGUUAGGAAUAAUUGAAAUUUGUAUUGUCUUCGCGAUGAUAGGUGUUGGGUUUGGGGUGGGAACUAGGAAUGAAUGA
Molecule: messenger RNA, 1734 nt
Organism: Tetrapisispora phaffii CBS 4417
Lineage: Eukaryota; Fungi; Ascomycota; Saccharomycetes; Saccharomycetales; Saccharomycetaceae
Exons: 1
Coding region: 1-1734 (577 amino acids)
Source: RefSeq, a predicted model, not a curated record